Messenger RNA from Orussus abietinus, 2998 nucleotides. RefSeq names its product 4-coumarate--CoA ligase 1. The transcript is spliced from 10 exons. Gene Ontology annotation, molecular function: long-chain fatty acid-CoA ligase activity. Gene Ontology annotation, biological process: long-chain fatty acid metabolic process; fatty-acyl-CoA biosynthetic process. Lineage: Eukaryota; Metazoa; Arthropoda; Insecta; Hymenoptera; Orussidae. Bases 823 to 2577 code for a protein of 584 amino acids. The record is from RefSeq and is a predicted model, not a curated record. Gene Ontology annotation, cellular component: mitochondrion.
UACCACGGAAUCUGUCAUUCUUGACAGUCGAGGCCGUGCUUGAAAUUCGGUGUUUGUCCAAUUUUUUUUUUUUCUAUAUCUUCCGGCAAGAGACCUCGUGUCUCGCGUGGCACGAUCCACGCAGUCUUAUCACUCUCCGCGGGACGUAUCACUUCUGACAGCCAAGGUUUACCUCUAUUCCGCUCUCACGAAAUUAGAGUCUCUAUUUAUUUCAUGAUUAUUACCGAAAGGAUGACAUAGGUCAAGACAAUAUUGCACGGAUUUAUUCAUGGACGCUAUUUUGAAUGUUUCAUUUACGCAAAGUUUGUUCUUACGUCUAUUACGUUUCUGAAAAAAAAAAAAAGUUUGUGUUCUGUAAUCAUCAGAGCGUGCGGAGUACAGUUGAACUCACGGUGACAGAAGCGGUCACGGUAAAACAGCCUUACCUACGGUAAUGAUUGCGUAACAAGUCUCUUCUUCACGGAAGCCCCACACAUCUCUUGGUUAAAAAAAAAAAACGACGUGUCGAACGAGUCGCACAAUAUCUCCCACCUUGCUCAUGGUUCAAGGACCGCAACCGGCACGGUCGGUUGCAAAUUACAAGAAGAAUACGAGCGCCCAGAGAGUACAGCGUCAACGACAUCGGCGGUGUGGGGGGAGACGUGAUUGUGCUUGUUACUCGAGUGAAGUGCUCUCACGGAGUCAAAAGUCAAGAGGGAAGGGCGUUUCGUGAGAAUCCGCGCGGCAGGAUUCAUACAAACCCUGAACACUGCCGAGAGAGCGUCGGAGAACUCUCGACGUUGACGAGACCAGGAAAAGACGUUCGAUUCGCCUCCACUCGACAUGGCCAAAUUCGCCAGGACCUCCCAGAAGCUGCUCCUGGCCCUGGAAAAUGGGGCCAAAAUCCGGGGACAUCGCAGAUGCGUCUCCAAUCUGCCGCGCGUCAAGAUCAUCGAUGGGACCAGCGGCGAGAAAAUCAUUCCCUCUCCUUAUGGGUCCAUUCCCAUCCCCGAAAUGCCGGUUCACGAGUACACCUGGAGGAACUAUACCCAAUAUGAAAAUAAAAUAGCGAUGGAAUGUGGGGCAACGGGGAGAAAAUACACCUAUGCCCAAUCAAGGGACUAUUCGAACUACGUGGCGAGAAGUUUAUUAAAUAUGGGUCUAAAAAGAGGAGAUGUCAUUGCCAUAAUUUUACCAAAUAUGCCAGAACAUGGAAUUUCGUUUCUGGGAGCUUUGGAGGCUGGUCUGGUCGUGACUACCGUCAAUCCAUUUUACACAGUUGGCGAAAUCUCGAGGCAGUUAAUUUCCUCGGACGCGAAGGGUGUCAUCACGAGUGUGGAAAUCGCCAAUACGGUCCUGGAAGCUGCGAGUGUCCUGAAGCCAAUUAAAGCUCCCGUAAUAGUGGUCGACGAUGGCACGGGGCCUAUUCCCGAGGGAGGGAUACCAUUCCAGGAUUUGAUCGAGAAGGGUAAAUCUCUGCCGGCCGUGCCGCAGUAUCCGUGGUCACCAAACAGCUUGGCAGCUCUACCUUACUCGAGCGGGACCACUGGCCUGCCAAAAGGUGUCAUGCUGUCGCACAUGAACCUCGUUAGCAAUAUCGAGAUGAUGGAGAAUACAAUAGGCCAGGAAGCCUGGAAUCCCACCACAGAUACCUUCCAAGAAGUGAUGCCGACCGUUUUACCACUUUUCCACAUUUACGGGAUGAACUCGAUAAUGUUGCCGCGAUUGGCGGCCGGCUCGAAGCUGGUCACUUUACCGAAAUUCCUGCCAGAGCUUUACGUCAGCGUUUUGGAUAAGUACAAGGCUACCGUAUUGUUCUGCGCCCCGCCGAUCAUCCUUUUCCUGGGAAUCUCUCCGCUGGUAAAGAAACAUCACUUGGAAAAUGUCCACAGUGUCAUCAGCGGAGCUGCACCCAUUGGCGAUGGUGACGUCCGUCGAUUUUAUGAGAAAUUCCAACUGGAUAAAAGUAAAGUGUCAUUUUACCAAGGCUACGGUUUGACGGAGACGUCUCCCGUGACUUUCCUCGAGAAAUCCAGUAAGAAGUUCAACAGCAUCGGCAGACCGAUCUGUAACAGCGAGGCGCGAUUGGUGGACCCCAUCACGAAUAAGGACGUGAAGGCUCCGAGAGAAACCGGCGAAUUAUGGGUGAGAGGGCCACACGUCAUGUUGGCGUAUUACAAAAACGAGAAGGCUACUCGGGAAAUCAUCAACGAAGAUGGUUGGUUAAAGACCGGGGACCUUGCCUAUUACGAUGAAGAAUUCGACUUCUUCAUCACCGACAGACUGAAGGAACUUAUCAAGGUGAAAGGAUUCCAGGUGCCUCCUGCUGAACUGGAAGCCCUCUUGAGAACUCAUCCAGACAUUGAAGAAGCUGCGGUAAUUGGCGUGCCGGACGAGAGGUGCGGAGAAGUGCCUCGUGCAUUCGUCAUGAAGAAAAAAGAAAGCAAACUGACAGAGGAGGAAAUUCAGAAUUUUGUCAAGAAACAAGUGGCCGAAUUUAAGCAACUCCGAGGAGGAGUCGUAUUCGUCGACAACAUUCCUAAAAACCCGUCUGGUAAAAUACUUCGGUCGAAGCUGAAGAGUGAAUACGUGAAAUGAUGCUGCGAAGAAUGACCGGAAAGGUGUCAUUAGAUGCAUCGAACAUCGUCGGAAAAAUUUCGGCGAGAUAUCCCUGCAGGAUGUUUGAAAGCGCCGUGACGUCCGCUAAAUUUCAAACACAAUACUUUGUAAAUAUUAAAUAUAUGUAAUCGGGUGGAUGUAUUGUAAGGUCGAAUGUGUGCAAUAACGUCAUGAUGUGUUAAUUUAUGUACCUUUUGAUGAUACUAAACUAGAAUUUGUAAUUUAAGUCUCAUAAACUGAAUGCCCAUUUUAUCUGCGGAGGUUUCGCGCAUUUAUAAUACAAAUUACGUUUAACAAAAGGUCUCCGAGCCUGCCAGUUUUUAUUAUUUAAACAAAUUCAGUGCCUCGUUGCCUCCUUUGUAAAAUGCGUAGGUAUAAUAAUAAUUUUCAUACCUUGUAA